UGCUCUUUCUAUCUCGCACCGAGAUCGACCCGAUCAUCUUCUUCCCCCCGGAGGCGAAAAUACGGCGAGAUCCGAUGGGCAAAAAGGUCAAAUGGUCGUGGACCUCCGCCGCGAUCGGCGCGGCGUCCGCCACCGCCGCCACCGCGAUGUUCCUGGCGCGGCCCAAGGACCCGACCUUCCACCUCAUCUCCAUCAGCCUCACCUCCUUCAAGCUCAGCCUCCCCGUCCUCGACGCCGAGCUCCUCCUCACAGUCCACGUCACCAACCCCAACGCUGCCCCCAUCCACUACUCCCCGGCCACCAUGUCCAUCCUCUACGACGGCGCCCCCCUGGGCUCCGCCGAGGUCGAGGCCGGCUCCCAGCCGCCGAGGUCCUGCCGACUGCUCCACCUCCGGGGGCGGCUCGACGGGCUCGAGCUGGCCCACCACGCGCGGCGGUUCUUCGCCGACGUGGCGCGGCGGGAGAUGGUGCUGGACGCGGCGGUGGACAUCGCCGGCGUCGCGAGGGUCCUGUGGUGGGACCACCGCUUCCGGGUGCACGUGGACAGUCACGUGACGGUCGACCCGGUGUUCCUCGACGUGAUCGAGCAGGAGAACACGUCGCAGCUGGAGGUGCUCCCGGCCUAGCCGCCAUUUUUACGAAAACGCCCCUCCCGCGGAUCUAGGCGGCCCCUGUAAUUUUUCAUGUCCGAAGGUCGGAAUUGCUAAUGUAAUUUAUAUAUUAGUAUUAAUAUUAAUCGGAAAAUCGGAAGAUUUGAUGAUUAAUUAUUUGAAUUUUUCCAAUCCCUCUAUCUACCAAGUGUCUAAUCUGAUAUUACCAUGGUGAUUGAUUGGGGAUUUUACUUUAA
Molecule: messenger RNA, 847 nt
Organism: Eucalyptus grandis
Lineage: Eukaryota; Viridiplantae; Streptophyta; Magnoliopsida; Myrtales; Myrtaceae
Exons: 1
Coding region: 75-626 (183 amino acids)
Biological process (GO): response to desiccation
Cellular component (GO): plasma membrane
Source: RefSeq, a predicted model, not a curated record